UUAUCAUACUUUUUUCCUGUAUAUAUUUUCAUUCAUAUGUCAACAUAAUUUUAUAAGCCUAUAUUCUCUGUCUUAUUUCCAUGUAAAUUUCUCUUCUACAGUUUGUGUCAAAUGCAGUGCAUUUCUACUGCAUGCAUAUUUUCUGCCUAAAUCUUACAAACAAACAUCUUCCUUUCACUUUUACAUAAUGGACUUGGAGCAAGGCAACCUGGCAUUAAUGUACCUGAUUUAUUGUUCUGGCCUUGCUCCCCACUGCACUCAUACUGCAUCACUACACAGAUGCUCUUUCUUCUCUCUCUCACUCUCUCCUUUCAACUUGCUUUUUGUCUCUCUUUUGGGUGUGGUCUUUCAUACCCCCUUUUUGUGAUGCUGGCAAAAACCAACUUGCCACUUUGCCACAUCACCACUCUACUCUCUGUCUUCGCUCUGACAACAUCUCAACGUCAGCCUGCUUUUGUGGAGCACAUGCCCACCAGAGAUCCUACAAUUUACUCUUCUACAGAUUUAUUUUGCUUUCCUCUACUUAAAUCACAUCUCUUGAAGUCUGUUCUCUGCAUUUAGUGAGGCCUUGCUACUUCGCGAAUUAUAUACUUCUGCAACUGUGAUUUCUACCCUCUAUACUUUGCAUUUCAUAUACUUUUGUAAAUUGUAAAUAUAUUUGGGACUUGUGCAAUACUUGAGCGGCAACUGUCAGUGAGGUGAUAUCUAUCUGCUCUGCCAUCCUUUCCAUCAGUUAAAUCGUAGGCGUAUAUAAGGUAGGACACAAUCUUUCCUUUUUUCCAUUUACAUAAUUAGGAAAUUGACAAUCCCAAUUUCCUAAACUGGUGAUCCCGAUGUGAUCCUGAAUCCUUAAUUUUCUUUCAUCGCCUUCUAUUCAUUUCUCUCACUUCGCUAUUCUUGCUUCUCAUUUCUCCAUUUUUAUUUCCUUUCUACUUCUCAUUUUUUUUUCUUAACUCUACAACAUGACUACCCCUAAUGUUACCUCUACUCCUGAAUCUAUUCUUUCUCCAGUAUCACCCUCUAUUGCUCCGGUGAGCAUUAAGCUCCCACCAUUCUGGGCAAACGACCCGGAAAUUUGGUUUGUUCAGGUGGAGGCCCAAUUUCACACGAAGGGUAUUACCGCCGAAAUUACCAAAUUCAAUUAUGUAGUUGCCUCACUACAACAGGAGGUAGUUAUGGAGGUGAGGGACAUCAUUACAGCUAUCCCGGCCGAUAACCCAUAUCAGAAAUUAAAAGCUGCAUUGGUCAAGCGAACGACCGUCUCCGAGCAGACGCGCCUCAAUCGGUUGCUGUCAGGAGAGGAGCUCGGAGACAAGUCGCCAUCGCAACUCCUCCGGCGGAUGCAGCUAUUGAUGGGGACGAGCACAAUGGAGGAUUCCAUAUUUCGGCAAUUAUUUUUGCAACGCUUGCCCACCAACGUGCAGGUCAUCCUAGCCGCAUCAAGCGAUGGGGUGAGUUUGGUGGACUUGGCGGCGCUUUCGGACAAAAUUGUCGAAGUUGCAGGCCCAACUAGCAUAUCUAACAUUCAGUCUAAGUUGGCGCCAUCACAACCUCCUCCACUCCCUGCGCACGAAACUAAAGUCGACCAGCUCUCUGCACAGGUUGCCCAGCUUACGAUGCAGGUCCAAGCAUUAACCUGCUCCUUGCUAGAUAACCGCGGGAGAGGUCGCAGUCGGCAGCGCAAGUCGAAAGACUCAAAUAAGCGCCCUCAGUCAGUUUCGCGCAGCCCGAACCGCAGUGAACAGCAUGCAGGUGCCCAGUGCUGGUAUCACUGGAAGCAUGGGAGCAGUGCUCAAAAGUGCAUAAGUCCUUGCUCUUUCUCAGCAGGACACGCCCAGGGAAACGGUCCCGCCAAGGAAUAGC
Lytechinus variegatus (green sea urchin) is the source of this 1863-nucleotide messenger RNA. RefSeq lists its product as uncharacterized. Bases 963 to 1862 code for a protein of 299 amino acids. The transcript has a single exon. The record is from RefSeq and is a predicted model, not a curated record. Lineage: Eukaryota; Metazoa; Echinodermata; Echinoidea; Temnopleuroida; Toxopneustidae.